GUCGCAAAUAGCCACUCAGUGAGUUCUCGGUAAUCAACUGGAUCACUUUGCGCAGAGAAUUCGUUCGGAUAAGCAGUCGAUUUAAUGGUGAAAAUCUCCCCCAAUCGCGAUGAAGUUGCAACUCUUGAUGUUUUUAUCUUUUAUCUGUGUUGUGUCUUGUGAAUAUGGCCGAAAUCACUUGCCGCGCACCUCAAAGCCCAAUCACUAUUACCUGUACAUUCUUGUCGACCCGGGCAAGGGAUUUUUCAAUGGCAGCGUGACCAUCAAUUUGGACGUGAUCGAGCCAACUGACAGGAUAACACUCAACUACAAGGAUCUCAUUCUGCACACGCACCAAGCGGGCAUAGAUUCGCACAACUUCAAUUACACCUUGAGGGACAUCAUUGUGAAUCCGGAUUCGGAGAUUGUGGAAUUUGUAUUUGACGAUUUGCCGGUUGGAAACUAUGAUUUCUUCGUGGCCUUUGACGGCUUCAUCAAUCGCAAGGAUUUGAAAGGACUCUACAUGACCCACUAUUGGACGGAAGAUGGCAAGAAGCACAGAGCAGCCACGACUUUCCUCGCCCCGAUCUAUGCUCGCUGGGUUUUUCCGUGCUACGACGAACCGCGCUACAAAGCAUUCUUCACAGUCACUCUGGUUCAUUCGCCCAAGUAUAAAGCUCUCUCCAACAUGCCGGCAAUCUCGAAACCGCUAGUACUCGGACCUAAUAUAGUUGAGACAACUUUUCCAUCAACACCUAGAAUGUCAACUUAUCUUCUGGCAUUUAUGGUGUCGGAUUUCAAGGGAAACGCAAACAUGGCUGGAAAUUUCACGGUAUAUUCUCAGCCUGAGCAAAUCCACAUGACGAAAUACGCUCUCGAGCACGGACAGCGAUCGCUGAGGAAGUUCGAAGAGUACUUCGAAGCUCCUUACCAAUUGGCCAAGAUGGACAUGGUGGCAUUCGACGACUUCCUCAUGGGCGCCAUGGAAAAUUGGGGUCUCAUAACGUACCUGAGCUAUCGUCUGCUCUACGACGAGGCGACAGUCUCGAACAAAGCGAAGCAGCACGUGACGAAGACCAUCACGCACGAGCUGGCGCAUCAGUGGUUCGGGAAUGAAGUGACUGCAGAGUGGUGGUCUGAGAUAUGGCUGAACGAGGGCUUUGCCACGCUCUAUGCCGACCUGAUCAAUGACCAAUUGUAUCCAGAGUGGAAAAUCAUGGAUCAAUUUAUUGUUCUCAACCUUCAAUACUCAAUGGAUCGCGAUGCAUCGCCAGAUACGAAGAGUCUGGACGAAUUGAUUGAGACUCUGCAGGACAUUUGGGGCGUCUACAACUACCUUCCGUACCAGAAGGCCGCCAGCGUUAUUCGCAUGAUUCAGAAUGCCAUCACGGACGAUAUCUUCUCGAGGGCCGUCAAGAACUACAUCAAAAACAUGAGCUAUCAGACGGUUAAGCCACAGAACUUGUACGAUCAUCUGAACGCUGAGACCAAUCAAAUUCCAGGUCACAUUGAAGUUGGAAGGAUGUUCGCCAAUUGGAUCCAGAAUCCUGGAUUCCCUCUCGUGACUGUGAUGCGAGACUACAACAUGAGUUACCUCACCGUCUAUCAGGAGCGCUUCAUUGCAAGCGAAGACCGCGAAAGUGUUCCCGACACGAGAUAUCACGUGCCAAUCAACUAUGCCACGAAGAGGAAUCCUGACUUUAGCGACACAACGCUGCAGCACAUCAUGUUUCCGGACAGCGACUUAGUCGUGCCGCUAAAUGGAGGAGAGGAGGAGCUGGACGAGUUAGAUUGGGUGAUCGUGAACAAGAGAGCCACUUACUAUUAUCGUGUGAAUUAUGACAACCAAAAUUGGCACUUACUUAGUCUGGCUCUUCGCGAAAAUCUAACGAUAAUUGACACGGCCAACAGAGCUCAACUUAUUGACGACGCCUUCACGCUGGCAUAUUAUGGACAUUUGUCGUACGACAUUGUGUUGUCCCUGGCGAACUACCUUCGCCAGGAGACUGAAUUUGUUCCCGUGGCGGCGGCUAUUAAGCAUCUUCGGUCUCUGGAAUUGAAGUUGCGUGGAACGAAUAGAAAAUUCCUGAAGUUCUUGCUACCUAUUAUCGCCAAAUUGUACAACAGAGUGGGAAUGCACGAGAACAAGGAUGAUUCGCAUUUGACGAAACUGCUUAGAAGUGAAGUUACACGAUUCGCUUGCGAAAUGAACAUUGAAAAAUGUCUCGAGGAUGCUUCUAAGGAAGACAUGCGUCAGCAACUCAAUCCGAACACUCGACCAGCCGUUUUGUGUGCAUAUUUUAGGAGCAAUGUGGAUAAAAUGUGGCCACUGGAAAUUUUGUACAACAAAAUGGUUCAACUCACCAAAACGCAGGGCGCAAGAAGAAAAAAUAUGUUUGAAUUUCAGGACAUCCUGCAGUCUUUUUCUUGUGCUAGCGGAGAUUAUCAGAGGAAUUCCAUAUUGGAAAUGACUUUGAAGAAGGGCGGAGGUUUUAAUUUGUUUCCGAGUGACUUGAACGAAAUUUUUACUUUCAUCGUUACGUCCAGCGAAUCCUCUGUUAUGCAAGGAUUGUACUUUAUCGCCUCGUACUAUAACAAUAUGGAGGCGAAUUACGCAUCCAUGGUUACAGUUUUCCAGACAUUCGGCAAUCAUAUCCGGACUGACGAGGAGUUGAAUCUGCUGAAACUCAUCAUAAAGAAGAAUAUUGAUGACAAUGCAGCUUUUGAUCCAGAUGUGAAGAUUGCAGCUAAGAUGGCAGUAAUGAAAGCUGAACAGAACAUCGCGUGGAUCAAGAAAUACUCACCUUCGAUUAACGACUGGAUUAAGGAGCACAAUGCAGCUCCUCGCUACAGGAUUCCAUCGCUUAUCCUGACGGUGUUGGCAUUUAUAGUGGCGUGUUUACAUGAAGUCCUAGACAACAGACGCGACGCGAGUGAAAGUCGCGGUGAAUUGUCGUUGAAAAUGGUGGAAAAGUAUUUCCCAAUCCUUUUUGGAGUAAUUUCCACUCUCUUGAUUAGCUGUCGUGCUGGUCCUGUAAUAAUAUCGAAGGAUUUGUCAAGUGAUGACGAUUUGCAGUACAAAUUGCCACAAACUACUCGACCAAAUCACUAUGAUCUUCGCAUGACGAUCGAUGUGGACGCGGUGGAAUUUCGCGGUUGGGAGACAAUCGAGAUUGAUGUGCUGCAGGAGACGGACGAAAUCGCAAUCAACUACAAGGACAUGACAGUGGAUGAGAGCGUGAGUCUCACGGAAAGGAAUGGCAAUAGCAUUGAGUUGCUCUCUUUUGACUACAACAACGUUACGGAGAUUCUCAGACUUCGAUUUCCACCAUUAUCUCUUGGAACGUAUUAUCUCGGUCUGGAAUUCAAUGGAACAAUUAGAAAUGAUCGGAAGGGACUCUAUAUCAGCACCUAUUUUGAUAAUACAGGCAAUAAGAGGAGUAUUGCAACUUCAUUUAUGGCGCCAAAUUACGCAAGAAUGGCAUUUCCUUGCUACGAUGAGCCUGAAUACAAAGCGACAUAUUCUAUUCGUAUCACUCAUGACGCUAAAUACUUUGCCAUUUCCAAUAUGCCACCGGAGAAAACGGAAAUGACGGAAGAUGGCUGGGAAACGACGGUGUUCGGAAAAUCGCUCAAGACAUCAACAUACAUUGUGACCUUUAUUGUUUGCGAUUUCGUCGUGAACAAGGAUCCUUUGACCAAUUUCGCAGUUUACUCCCAACCAGCUGUUAUUAACGACACAGAAUUCGCCUUACAGUACACUCAAGAUGUACUUAAGGAACUGGAAGUGUAUCUCGAUCGGACGUUUCAGUAUCCAAAGAUGGACAUCAUCGCAAUCGACGACUUUCUCAUGGGUGCCAUGGAAAACUGGGGAAUCAUUACGUAUUUGAGUAGCAGAAUCCUGAUCAAUGAUCAAACUGACGCGAAGACGAAGCAUCAAGUGGCCAAAACCAUUGCUCACGAAGUGGCUCAUCAGUGGUUCGGCAACGAAGUGACGCAUUUCUACUGGUCAGCAGUGUGGCUCAAGGAAGGUCUGGCUUCACUCUUCGAGGACAGCAUUAGCGGUGUGAUGUUUCCCGAGUGGCGGACAGAAGACAAGUUCACGCUCGACACAAUGCUGGCCGUGAUGCAAGACGAUGCUGGCAAGUCGGGAGUUCGUGCCAUGUUUAUCGAAGUCAAUACUGUUGAGGAGAUUAGAAAUAUCUAUGAUUUCGUCACUUACAAGAAAGCAGCUUCGGUCAUGAGAACGAUGGAAAACAUUAUAAGUAGCGCGGUUUUCCAGUCUGCUAUGAGAAAGUAUAUCAAUGAUUUCAGCUUCAAUGUCGCGACGCCUGACGAUUUGUCCAAGAGCUGGCAAUGGGCUGUCGAUCAGGACACUUCUGGCAGAUCUCUGCCUCAAAUCAAGGAGAUUUUCGACACGUGGAUCACCAAUCCUGGCUUCCCUGUCGUCACAAUAGCCAGAAACUACACAAGUGGUCAGGCUGAUGUGACUCAAAAGAGAUUCAUGGCAACUCUGGACAGCAAUGCUGUUCCAAACACAAAAUACUUCAUCCCCCUGAGUUAUGCCUCACCGCUGAAGAACGCUGAUUUUAAGGACACUUCAGCAGUUGCAUUUCUCAAGCACACAGACGAUUCUUAUCAGUUUCCAAUCCAAGCCAAUAAUGACGACUGGGUUGUGUUCAAUGUGAAAUCCACAAUGUACUAUCGAGUGAAUUACGACGAAAGGAACUGGGAACUGAUCUCUGACGCCCUUGCAACCAAUCACAAUGCCAUCGAUCCCUCAAAUAGGGCUCAAUUGAUAGACGAUGCUUUCAAUUUGGCUCGCUAUGGACAUCUUGCUUACAAAAUCCCGCUGAAUCUGACCAAGAACUACUUCAAAAACGAGCGAUACUACUACACUGUGGCUUCUGGCCUUCGUAAUUUGGCACGAUUGAAGACCAGCGUGAGAAUCCUGGAGACAGAUAAGUUUUCAACACUAUUGCUGGACACCCUGAAUGAGAUGUACAACGAUGUUGGUAUUGAGGAAUCAUCAGUGGAUGAUCACUUGCAGAAGAUGCUGCGAACUGACAUCACUCUGAUGGCGUGCAAACUGUCCAAGUCGCCAUGCAUUGAGGAUUCCUACAAGUAUCUCGUGGACAAUCAGCACAAUGACAUCUCCGCGAAUGUCCGCAGAUCCAUUUACUGCGGAGCCAUUCAGUACAGUUGCCAAGAACAGGAUGGCGAGGACUGUAAAUCCGAUUAUCCAGCAUUCACCAUUCUGACGAACAAGCUAACUAGACUGACACAGUCCGAGGCGAGUCGCAGGAUAAAUCAGCAGGAAAUAAGUGACAUCAUCGCCUCAUUUGGCUGUGUUAAAGACAGCAAGUUGAUAGAAGACAUUCUGAAGAUGACUAUUCAAGGCUUUCCGGGUGUUGAAUUUGAAAAAUCCUACUACAAUUCAAUUCUCUCCGCAAUGCUAGACAUUGAUAGUGACACAACUAAAAUCGUCCUAGCAUUUUUGAGAGAUAACUUUGAGAGUAUCCAGAGUCGUUCUUCAGAGCUGAAUGCAGUUUUUACCACAAUUGGAAGUGUUGGAAUCACAAAUGAGCACAGAUCCUUGGUUGUUCAGAUGGCAGAUAAUCAGAAAGACAACAUUUCUGCAGACCUGAAGAAGUCCAUGGGAAGUGCAAUAGAUGCAAUUGAUGAGAACAUAGCGUGGAAUGAUAAACUGUCUGGAGACGUUCGCACCUGGCUGGAUGACAGUUAUCCCGGAUCAGCUUCUAUUUACACGCUAAACCUCCUGCUUAUCUUGUGUCUUUUGUCCAUUACUCGCGUCCUGAAUUAGUUAUUCCUUCUCCUCAUCGCUGGAGACAAUUGUUUGAAAUUAUCCUAAAUAAAUUUACUUGAGGAGCCCGAAUGUGCACUGGACUAGCCAGGCAUUUAGCCUCGAGACAUGUCGCAAGGGCGGAAGUAUCUUGGAAAGCG
Messenger RNA from Phlebotomus argentipes, 5943 nucleotides. RefSeq lists its product as uncharacterized. Lineage: Eukaryota; Metazoa; Arthropoda; Insecta; Diptera; Psychodidae. Gene Ontology annotation, cellular component: cytoplasm. The coding region runs from base 110 to 5803 and encodes 1897 amino acids. The transcript is spliced from 9 exons. Gene Ontology annotation, molecular function: zinc ion binding; peptide binding; metalloaminopeptidase activity. The record is from RefSeq and is a predicted model, not a curated record. Gene Ontology annotation, biological process: proteolysis; peptide catabolic process.